AUGGCUGACUUACAAGAACACCCAAACGCGACUGGCCUAGGUUGGGCGGAUGGGAUGGGCCAGGGUAUCGACACUCAACUAUAUACUAACUCCCACACGCGACUGGCCUCGGUUGGGCGGAUGGGACGGGCCUGGGACAACAACACGCCACACACAACACAAGCACCUAUACUCUACUGGCCUAGGUUGGGUUGGAUGGGACGGGCCUGGGAUAACAACACGCCACACACAACACAGCUCACCAACGUACCUGGCCCCACGGUUGGGUGGAUGGGACAGGCCUGGGAUAUAGAGUACAACACGCAACACAGUGCGACCACACUUCUGGCCCCAUGGUUGGGUGGAUGGGACGGGCCUGGGUCAUCAACACACAACUCGACAACACAACCCGGACUCAUCCGGGUCUGGCCUCAUGGUUGGGUGGAUGGGACGGGCCUGGAAGACCAUAUAUUGCGCGACAACAUCCCUGGCCCCAUGGUUGGGUGGUUGGGUUGGGCCUGGGACAACAGCACGCAACUCGACAACACAACACAGACUCAAAUGGGUCUGGCCUCAUGGUUCACCACUGCAGUGGACCAAGCUUCGGCUGGGUGGUUGGGACGGGCUUGGGAUACGCUAACUAACCUCAACAGCAUAGUUCACCACUGCAGUGAACCAGGCCUCGAUUGGGCGGUUGGGACGGGCCUGGGACAUGGAUUCAACACCUGCUGUACAAGCUCACCACCGCAGUGA
Molecule: messenger RNA, 732 nt
Organism: Aspergillus welwitschiae
Lineage: Eukaryota; Fungi; Ascomycota; Eurotiomycetes; Eurotiales; Aspergillaceae
Exons: 11
Coding region: 1-732 (243 amino acids)
Source: RefSeq, a predicted model, not a curated record